AUGCCGCCUAUUGCCCUGGCCGCCGGCUCUAAAGCUGUCUGUCCGUCCGGAGUCGCCACCGCCUAUUUUAGCUUCAAUCGCCGCCAGAAUACGAUACGCCAUCACUUUCUCCAUUUUGCAAGUUCCAUUCGUACCACUCCACGGACCUCACCACCGUCCUCCGCGACCAAAACUAAAUUCAGCCUGAGGAAGAGAAAUAAGAAGAGAACGAUAUUGUGUGCCCAUCCAACUCAGAAGCUCACAUCUUUUACGGGAGAAGAACUCGAAACAAAGGGAAAAGUCGUUGUUGAAGGUGAAGGAGAGGGAAAAGCAGUUACAGAAAUCAGAGACACCGAGUCAGAAGAAUUUUUAAAGGCCGUGGACUUGUCCGCCGUUUCAUCUCAGAAGCUCACACUUCCGAUUGGAGAAGAACUUGACUCGAUGGGUAACAAUGUUAUUGAAGAUGGUGAAAGGGAGAAGGGGGAUGCAGAACUCAGUGAUACUGAGGCAAAAGAUGCUGUUGAUCCUUUAGCUUUACUUCCCGGGCUGCCAUCAGUGCCUAGCAAGAGCAGCCGAAAAGCAGGAGUCAUCUUCGUUUUGGAGAAGGCAUCACUUGUGCCUGCUUAUGUUGGCAGGACAUAUGAGAUCUUGAACCCAGACAAGCAUGCAGAAUUUUUGAGGAAGAAAAAAUUGAAUCCUUAUGAUUACAGGCCCGAUAUCAUCCAUGAGAUUCUUGUUGAUAUAAUGGGCAGCCGACUUAAUAUGGCUGGUGGGGUUCAAGCUGUCUAUGUUAAAACUGAUCUCGGGCAGCUUAUCAAAAUUGAUCCACAUGUAAAGAUACCUCCAACACUCGGGAAAUUUUGUGCCAUGAUGUGCCAGUUGUUGCAAAAGUUUAGUAUCAAAGCCUCUGGUAAGGGUAAGAAACUGCUGAAGUUGAUUGAGAACCCUUUGGUUCAGCACUUGCCCAUGAACUCCAAAAGAAUAGGGCUUUCCAAAAGUUCACCUAAGGCUGUGAAGUUGCAAGACUAUGUUUGUUCAAUUGACAGUGACGUUACCCCUGUUUUUGUGAUUGGCGCCAUGGCUCACGGGAAAAUUGAGUGUGACUACAUAGAGGACCUCAUAUCAGUUUCUGCACUUCCACUGAGUGCCGGUGUUUGUAUUAGACGCAUUUGCUACGAGUUGGAGAGACGAUGGGGGAUACUAUGA
Molecule: messenger RNA, 1185 nt
Organism: Oldenlandia corymbosa var. corymbosa
Lineage: Eukaryota; Viridiplantae; Streptophyta; Magnoliopsida; Gentianales; Rubiaceae
Source: the annotation of a GenBank genome assembly